Molecule: messenger RNA, 2499 nt
Organism: Brettanomyces bruxellensis
Lineage: Eukaryota; Fungi; Ascomycota; Pichiomycetes; Pichiales; Pichiaceae
Exons: 1
Coding region: 1-2499 (832 amino acids)
Cellular component (GO): microtubule; membrane; cytoplasm
Molecular function (GO): GTP binding; GTPase activity; microtubule binding
Source: RefSeq, a predicted model, not a curated record
AUGUCAUCCCUUCAAACUUGUACAGCAGUAAGGACAAUAUCCAUUGGUAGUUUUGGCAAAUUUGCUGGUAGGGCGAUAAAGCUUCCUGCCUAUAUUGGAGGUGGUAUUGCCGCCGUUGGAUCAUAUGUUAUCUAUAAAUUGGAGGAAGCCCAUGAAUACGCAUCUACAAAAUUGGAAAAAUUCAAGUCCUUUGGCCAAAAUAUAAGGAAUAUGAUAGAAACUGCGUUUGAGGAUUCAAAUGGUAAUGACAAUAACGAUGAGAAUAAUGAUAAUAAUAAGCAUAGCACCUCAUCCGGUGGGCCUGCCGCUGGUGGAGGUGUGGGAAUGGUUGCACUAAAUACUUCCACAUCCUCUGAGAAUGAUGAUGGUGUUACCUCUGAUGAAGAUGAUAAUGAUUUAAAUGAGCAAGAUCAGCGAUUAGAUGAUGCCAUGGUAAAUCUUACUAAACAAAUGAUAGAAAUAAGAAGCCUUUUAAUGAGUGUUGAUGGGUCAAAUAUGCUAACGUUGCCAUCGAUUGUUGUGGUUGGAUCUCAGAGCUCUGGAAAAUCAUCUGUUCUUGAGUCUAUUGUCGGCCAGGAAUUCCUUCCAAAAGGCUCAAACAUGGUUACAAGGCGCCCAAUCGAACUCACUCUUGUAAAUGAUCAGUCACAAGCAGCUGAAGUUGCUGAGUUUCCUGCUCUAAAGAUGUAUAACCUGACUGAUUUCCAGCAAGUGGAAAAGAUCUUGCGGGAUUUGAAUCUGGCCGUUCCGGAUGAUGAGGCUGUAUCCAACGAUCCAAUUCAGUUGACGAUAAAGUCUCCAAAUGUUCCUGAUCUUUCAUUAGUUGAUCUUCCGGGAUAUAUACAGAUAGAAGCUGCAGAUCAGCCCACAAGCUUAAAGGAAAAGAUUCGUGAAGUUUGUGAUAGGUACCUUGCAGAGCCCAAUAUUAUAUUGGCUAUAAGCGCCGCAGAUGUUGAUCUAGCGAAUUCUUCUGCAUUGCGGGCGGCUAAAAAGGCUGAUCCAAAGGGUGAACGAACAAUAGGUGUGAUUACGAAGCUUGAUUUAAUAUCUCCUGAAGAAGGCAAAGGCCUACUUACAAAUCGUCGGUAUCCGCUCAGGAUGGGUUAUGUUGGUGUGAUAACUAAAGCGCCUAAUGCUGGCUCCAUAUUUAGAAGGGCAACAGGAGUUCAGGCCUACGUUGCACAGCAGAAAUUUGAAAGAUCAUUUUUCAAAGAUAACAGUGGUGUGUUCGCUGAUACUAGUAUUGGUACACACAUUUUAAAGAAAAGGUUAAUGAGAGUUUUAGAGACAUCAAUGGCAAGAGCACUAAAGCCAAUGCAUGAUAAAGUUGCUAAUGAACUUGAGGAAACCAGUUACCAGUUCAAGGUUGAAUUUAAUGAUCGCGACCUUACUAGUGAAAAAUACAUGGCACAAACGAUUGAUAAUUUAAAGCUCGCUAUUAAAGAAUUUAGUGAGAGAUUUGGUCGUCCGGAACUGAAGUCUUUACUUCGUUCGGAACUGGAUCAGAAGGUCCUCGAUCUUUUGGCUCAGAGAUAUUGGAAUAAGUCACCCAUUUCAAAGAAACAGGGUGUAAACGAUAAAGCACAAAGUAUGCACGUCAAAUUAUCAGAGCCAGCCAUCGAAGAGUUAUCUGAUGCGUCCUCCGAUGAUAGUUAUUGGAGGAGAAAGCUGGAACUUUCUACUGCCAGCUUAACUAAAUCUGGAGUUGGUAGAAUGUCAACUACAUUAGUAAGUGAUGCUCUCCUAACUGAAAUAAAUGUCAUGCUUGAUAAUUCCGAAAUUCGUACGCACCCUGGCAUUAAAGAAGCUAUUCGAGAUGCGGCUGUUGCAGUUUUGAGUAAGAAAUUCAACUCAACGUCGGAUCAGGUUGAGAACUGUAUUAAGCCUUAUAAGUAUGAAAUUGACGUGGAGCCGAGAGAGUGGAGUAUAAGCCGGAAUCAUUCUCUUGGAUUGAUUAGGGAAGAGUUCAAACAGUGUAAAAAAAGAUUCCAUGACAUCAAGAAAACUGUUGGUGGAAAUAAACUAAAACAAAUUAUGACAUAUCUUGAAAACGAAAAGAAUGAUGUUGGAAGGGCUUUAUCCGAAGAAAACAUUGGUUUUAGUCCGGGUUUGUUACUACGAGGAAAGGAAGCAUUGUUUCUCAGAGACAGAGCUUCGCUUCUUUCCAUGCGCAUGAAGUUUCUUCGUGGUUCUUCUUGUAAAUAUAAGAACAGUAAGUACAAGUGUCCUGAAGCAUUUAUGGAUGUCGUUGCUGAUAAAUUGACGCAGACUGCUGUUUUAUUUUUGAAUGUGGAGCUUUUGAGUGAUUUUUAUUACAGCUUUCCACGGGAGCUAGAAGAUAAACUUAGUUCCAGUUUAACUAAGGAUCAAGUCGAUGCAUAUGCGAAAGAGGAUCCAAAGAUCAAAAGGCAUAUUGAAUUACAGGAAAGGAAGCAAUUAUUAGAGCUUGCAUUGAACAGAAUUGAGGACGUAAUGGCAUUGAGGAAGCAAAUUUCAUAA